This is a messenger RNA of Ruditapes philippinarum (Manila clam), 2517 nucleotides long. RefSeq lists its product as uncharacterized. The coding region runs from base 1 to 2517 and encodes 838 amino acids. The transcript is spliced from 9 exons. The record is from RefSeq and is a predicted model, not a curated record. Lineage: Eukaryota; Metazoa; Mollusca; Bivalvia; Venerida; Veneridae.
AUGGCAUCGUUAGAUGAAGAGAGAUAUUUGAGAUACCUAUGGCUGCUAGGCGAGGGUGGUUUGUUUGUAUUACGAGGUGUUAUAUCGAGAGAAACAACUAAGAGCGGUAGCACUCUUGAUAAUCUUCUGCAGAAUGGACGUGCUCAGUUCAAAGGCGUUUUACAGAAACAACGCGAUUGUCUUUUUCCUACCACUACGACAGUAAACGCAGAUACAUACACUUGGGAUAUGUCAAUACUCUUUGUUGUGCUGAAGAAACUUUUUAGGUCGGGCCUGUCCCUUAUAGAAAGAGCUGAUUUGUCAACUUUGAAGACCUAUCGAGAUGAUUUCCAAGGACAUCCUCCGAUAAUGUCUAUGAAUGCAUCAGAUUAUUUAAGCAAUCGACAGCGUCUUGAGCAAGCUUUACGACAACUUGCAUCAGGAAUAAAUGGGAAAGUUGAAAUUGAAAGUAUUAUCAAAAGAACGGCAACAGGCAGAAUUGAUUCGGAUUCAAUCUUUACACACAUAAGAGAGAUAUAUGACUUCAAGACAAGUUUCUUAACAGCCGUUGAAGACAUGCUACAACAUGUCAAUUCAAAAUUCUCUUCUGUUCAAGGAAAUGAGGAACUGAUACUUCAAAAGUUGACUGACCUGCAAAUCAAACACUUUCGGAAAACAAAACAUAAGUAUUCACGAGAGUUAAGAAUAAUCAUACAAGCCGAAUGUGAUACUGAAGAAAAGCAAAGGAAAGCCAACGACUUACUGUUUGAGUUUGUCGAGUUAAUACAUAGAGAUACAGCAAUUCGUAGCGAUGAAAUUAAAAGAAUAAUAACACAAAGGGUUGAAUGGUACGGCGAAAUUACAUUACAAUUGCUAGAUGAUUUAAUUGAAUGGUUCAGUGAUAUAGAAGACCUGUCUGACGGAGUUGGCAAACCUCGUUUGGGAAGUAUCAUUUUACCAAUUUCCUGUUCUUCGGUAACAGGCAUCCUCACGCUUUUGAAAUAUAUGAAUGGCGAUCAAAGCAAACAAUGUUUAUCAAGAAUUUCUUCAACUAUCAGUGUAUCACUUGGAUUCCCGUGCUUAUUAUCAUGGAAAGUUGAACCUAUGAGUCUAACGAGUGCUCUUCCCACAAGUUUAUUAAGCCCUGGAAAAGGAAAAAGAUCAAAAGAAGUGAAGAAUUUAGUAUUACCUAUUAAUGCCAUUAAUAUAGAACAGUUGACAGAUAUUUGUAAAAUGUUCGGCGAAGCAGAGAGAAGCAGUAAUAUGGAAAAGAUAUCCACUUCAUUAUCAAAAAUAUUCGGAGAAACCAUUAGUCUUAAAACAAACGUUGACAAUGAUCAGUUACGGAGUAUUGUAAAUGAAAAAGGUUAUACUGAAAGCCAACCUGACAAAUUAAUUGAUGGCCAAUCAUCUGACGUAAAAGACAAGAAGCGAACUCAGAAAAAGUUAAGUUCGUCUGAUUCCGGUGAAGGUUAUACUGAAAGCCAACCUGACAAAUUAAUUGAUGGCCAAUCAUCUGACGUAAAAGACAAGAAGCGAACUCAGAAAAAGUUAAGUUCGUCUGAUUCCGGUGAAGAUUUACUAUCAAUGACAGAUGAAAUGUCGGAAUUGCUUGACUUCAGCAGAAAGGAAGACUUCAGCAGAAGGGAAGAGGUUAAUUGGGUAAUGUCAAUACUUGCACUUAAGAUCACAGCAGAUGAAGCUAUGACAUAUUUAGCGAGGUCAAUUUUCAAACAGUUCUUCGACAGUUUGACUCCUUCUGAGAAAAACAACCUUCAAAAUUUGCUAGAUAUCGCUCAAAAUCGAUGCAAAGUAUACAAAUUAAGACGAGUUGAAGAACCUCUUGUAUGGGAGGUUAACGCACCAGAGUGUAGGUCUUUGUUGAAGAAGCUUGUCUCAGCUCAUUGGAAACCAGCAAACCUUGAAUGGGACAAUAUUGGAGAUAGUAAUGUGGAAAGUUACUGGAAAAUCGCAAAGCUAUACAUGCCACGGGGAAACAAGAAGAGCACUUCUCCAAAGGAUACAGACAUGCACGCAAUACUUAAUUUGUUGAGGAACUUCAAACUGGAAAAUUUUGCUAAGGAAAGGAAUGCAAUAGAUCAGAUGAUUCGUCACAGGAACAAUUUAUGUCAUUCUCCCGACACCACAAUUUCGGAAAAGGAAAUGACUGAAAUAUUCACGAAUAUUAACACAUUCAUGGAUAGUACCACGUUGGAUGAAGAUAUUAAAUCAAAGACAAAGAAUAAACUUCAACAGGUUCAACUUAUAUCGAAUGAAGACAAAUGGCACUUGUACAAGGAAGUCUUACCGGUACAAAUAACAGGUUUUGCAGUGGAUCUGGACAGAACUGAGCAAUUCUUGAGCAUCACUAAAAGACUACUAUUUGUAUUUGAAAAUGCCAUGAAACGAAAAUAUGUUGACUAUUUGCCACGUAAUUGGCGUGAGAGUUUAGCAGAAGUUGAUUUAGUAAUGGCGUGUGUAAUAUGUUUCGUUGGUAUGGGAGUAUAUUACCUCUGGAGACAUAAGCUCACUCAUUAA